Messenger RNA from Pseudogymnoascus destructans, 1283 nucleotides. RefSeq lists its product as uncharacterized. The record is from RefSeq and is a predicted model, not a curated record. Lineage: Eukaryota; Fungi; Ascomycota; Leotiomycetes; Thelebolales; Thelebolaceae. Bases 168 to 851 code for a protein of 227 amino acids. The transcript is spliced from 3 exons.
GGUAAUAAAGAUGGAUAAGUUAGUGUAUCACGUGGGAAUCAUCGGCCAGAGAGGCGCCAGGACGGAGGUUUUUUCUUCCGUACCCGCGCAUAGAACAUGAACUUGGAGAAGGUCAGCGGUAAAUCUUCGCGAACAUUUCCGUCAGUGUCAAACGUAUAAUUUACGCUAUGUCGGAAGGAAAGGUUGCUGAUGACAGCCGCAAUCAAUCUCCAGUUUUAGCUAAAUCUCCGACUCUGUCAGCUUCUACGAGCAUGGAUAUACUUGACCGCUACAGGCUUAAGUAUGACAACUAUGUGGCGUACAGUGGAUCUGGUAUCGAACGUCGGACAGUUUCUUUGGAAGGGGUUCGGAAAGACUCCUUUGAAUCUGAUGGUUUAUUCGAUUUUACCUUCCCACUGUUUCAAAGAAAGCCCCAAGCUCCUCUCACUCGUCUUCCGAGCGAUCCAGGCUCGGGCCCUCCGAGCGCUUCAAAUUAUUCAACGGCUCCCAAUGUACAAGGCAAUUGGUGGGUACCACCGUCGCUCAAUAGCUUGCUUAUGUUUAUCGCUACAAAUCUAUAUCGACGUUUUCAAAAGGUUGCGAUAAACAUCCUGAUUUUUCAAUGGCGAUCUACAAAGAUAGAUCCAAGGACUGGAGAAUUGAAAGCAGAGGCUCCUAAGAAAAGACUGCUUGAUACUCCAGAAGCAUUAAAUACCGCGUAUCUAGAGUAUUCUGCCCAGCCAAUCUCUUCAGAGAGCAAUGUUUUAUACUACACGUUUAAUUGGAGAUCCCCAAGCACUUUGAACGCCAAACGUCCAUUCAUUGAUACCGAAGACAUGCAGGCUACUGGAAUGGAUACGCUUAGUAACUAGUCGCGAGGUCUACCUCGAGAGAUGAAUUCAAACCGAAGAACAAAGCAAUGAUUUCUAUUCCUGAUGCAGCAAUCUACUUUUCCGCAACCUGGACGCUUAUAGCAUCCGCGGCCCUGGUGCUGUCAUCCGCACCAGUUCAGACUCUGGCUCUGGCUCUAGCGCAGCACUCUUACGGUUCCGACCAUGUUUUCCCUUGCCCUUUAUGACCUCUUUCGCUGAACGCGCCACUUCUGGCCCCGGAUCUAGUUCUAGCUCUGGGAUAAUGGAGGGUAGAAACGAGGGACAUUACCAUGAUCUGCAAGGGCACGGUAUGAAUUGGGCACGCCGGGAGGAACGCCUUGUGCAAGUACUUGACUGGUUCUGUCCAUAUUAGCCUACCGUGGUGAUUUACCGUGAUGAUUUACCGUGGUGAUGGUGUUGUGAUGGUGUUGU